Messenger RNA from Cordyceps militaris CM01, 738 nucleotides. RefSeq lists its product as uncharacterized. Lineage: Eukaryota; Fungi; Ascomycota; Sordariomycetes; Hypocreales; Cordycipitaceae. The record is from RefSeq and is a predicted model, not a curated record. The transcript has a single exon. Bases 1 to 738 code for a protein of 245 amino acids.
AUGGCCAACGCGACUAGCCCUGCCACCGACCAGAUAGCACAGGCUAAGGAAUGGACUGAAACGCAAUACUCACAAGCCUACGACUACUCGCUUAGUGAUAUCCUACCAUGCCCCACGGCCCUCUUCCUCUGUGUAGGUCGCAUCACCAAUCUUCGCGUGGCUGUAGCAAACGGUGUGUCGCCUGCUGCCCUGCUGGUCUCUGCGGAGCGCACUUCGGAAAAGUUGAACCUGUUUGAUCCCGCCUGCUGGACCAAGGCCUUUAGUACCGUGCCCGAGCCUCGCAAGGUGAGGACUGUCUACGACACGGCAUUCAAACUCGCCACUAUACUAUAUGCCUUGCUCUCGCUCCCAACUGAGUUAUCGCAGCCUUUUGCCAAGAUGGGGCAAAAGCCAAAUCCAGAACGAAAAGAGAAGAGCAAACAGCAACAAGUCAGUGAGGUUAACCAAGCACGUCUCCACUACCGCAAACUUCUCUUUGGCAUCGUUGUACUUGGCAAGCGCCGCGCCAGUCUGGUCCAUGGCUGCCUGUGCUGGCCGCUUGCCGUGCUCGGCAUCGCAUACCAUGAUGGACCAGCGGAAACCAAGGCGGCCAUCUUGACCGUCGCCGACGAGCUGCGCAGGGUGCCCGUCGGCAGCAGCGGCCCAAGCAAUAUCUUGUUCACACUUUCUCGUUUUUGGGCUUCGGGGAAAACGCGCUGGGACGAAUGCUUUGAUACACCGGUACACGUCUUGCUUUGA